Molecule: messenger RNA, 1888 nt
Organism: Mercurialis annua (annual mercury)
Lineage: Eukaryota; Viridiplantae; Streptophyta; Magnoliopsida; Malpighiales; Euphorbiaceae
Product: homeobox-leucine zipper protein ATHB-6-like
Exons: 3
Coding region: 469-1413 (314 amino acids)
Biological process (GO): positive regulation of DNA-templated transcription
Cellular component (GO): nucleus
Molecular function (GO): DNA-binding transcription factor activity, RNA polymerase II-specific; sequence-specific DNA binding
Source: RefSeq, a predicted model, not a curated record
GGCCAGCUGGGUUCUGAACUACUCCCUUCUUCACUCUUCUCCAUCUCUCUUUUUUCUUUCAAAUUUGAUAGUAUUUCAAUAAUUAUGAGAGAGGGUGUAAUUGUAAAAUUUCAACUUUCUUGAUAGUGAAAUGUGUAAUUAACUUGUAAUACUGGGUUUUGUGUGUGGAUUUGUUGGAUAUAUGGGUUUGGAGGGAGAAUUGGUAAUAGUAUUAGAAGUAUUGAAAAAGAAGAAGAAAUAUGAUAAUGGAAGCUUGCAUGAGCAGUGUUUGUUGUUGUACAAAUGUAUACAACAACACUACUGUACUUCAACUUGGUCUACCUAUAACUCCAUUUUUAAUUCUAAUUCUUAAGACUGAUCACCUUCUUUAAAACAAGAUCUCUCUCACUUAAUUUAAUUCCCUCAUCAUCAUCAAGAACAAGAAUUCUUUUUGUAUUUUCUUUCUUUAAUUUCAGUGAAACUGUGAUCAUGAAAAGACUUGCCAGCUCUGAUUCUCUUGGUGCUUUGAUGUCCAUUUGUCCUAAUUCUACAGAUGAGCAGAUCAGCCCAAGAAAUGGCAACCAUUAUGGGAGGGAAUUUCAGUCGUUGUUGGACGGUUUAGAUGAAGAAGCUUGCAUAGAAGAAUCUGGCCAUGUUUCUGAGAAAAAAAGACGGUUAAGUGUGGAUCAAGUUAAAGCUUUGGAGAAGAAUUUUGAAGUUGAAAAUAAGCUUGAACCUGAAAGAAAAGUUAAAUUAGCUCAAGAACUUGGUUUGCAACCGAGACAAGUUGCGGUUUGGUUUCAGAACCGCCGUGCACGGUGGAAAACCAAGCAAUUGGAACGCGAUUACGGCGUUCUGAAAGCUAAUUAUGACUCUCUUAAAACCAAUUAUGAUUCCCUCCAGCAUGACAACGAAGCUCUACUCAAAGAGAUAAAACAAUUGAAGGCGAAGCUGAAUGAUGAGAAUACAGAAAGCAACAUUAUUUCUGUCAAAGAAGAGGUAAUUUUGCCCGAAUCUGACGAAAAAUCCGCUAAACAGUCGCCCCUACGCGAUUCUGCAGCUGUAUCAGAAGCGAAAGAGCUGAAUUAUGAGAGCUUCGAUACCAACAACAAUGGACUAGAGCUAGCGACAUUCUUCCCAGAUUUCAAAGACGGGUCAUCAGACAGCGAUUCCAGCGCAAUUUUAAACGAAGAUAACGGUCAGAAUCCGGCAAUUUCCUCAUCUGAGGUGUUCCAAAACCACCCGUUAAUCAUGUCUCCACCGCCAUCUUCGUCGAACUGUUUCCAGUUCACGUCAUCAUCUAAAACAUAUAAUCAGACACAGUUCGUGAAAAUGGAAGAACAUAACUUCUUUAGCAGUGAGGAGGCUUGUAAUUUCUUCUCUGAUGAACAAGCUCCAACUCUUCAGUGGUACUGUCCUGAUCAAUGGAAUUAAAGUUCAAAAAAUGGCAAUAAUAAGAGGCAAAAAUAGUGGGAAUUAAAGAGUUUAGUUCCAAGAAUUUUGUGAAAUGGAAGUUGAUUGAGUGUAUAUCUUUAUGUUGUGCAUUUAAAAAGCUCAAUAACUUUGAAUUCCACUGAAAAUUCGGAGAAAUGGGUCCAUGAGGGGAUCAAAGAUGGGGACUAAAUUGUAAAGAAAAAGAAUAACGGGGGAGAAUUUGGAAUUAGAUAAAAGAGAAGGGCUAGAAAUGAGAAAGCACGUGUAAGUGAAAGGUGACGAUGAUAAAUGGUUGUUUUUCUUUUACUGUGAUCCGUGCGGAAAUGAUUAGAUCGUAAUUGGGGGUUUGUUUUUUUCUCUGUGGUGCUGUAAAAAAGUAGUUAUGGUGAAAAAAGUGAGAUCAGCUUUGAAUCCAUGGAGGAAGAAUUCCUGUAAUGGAGAAUUAAAAUAAUCAUAAUUUGCCUUUUUCUUUUUC